CCACCCCCGCCGGGCAUCGCAGGCAACCUGACCCAGUCACCAGCAGGCCACUCCGUGCUCUCGCGGAAACACUGGAAGCAAGCAAGCAGCAGAGCGAGGCGAGGAGGAGGAGCAGGCCGCGAAGGCGAGCUCGACUGAUCUGAUCCCUUCUUCCCUCCAGCGGCAAUCGACGGGAGGAACGGGGUCGCGGCCGGCCGCCAUGGAGGAAGCGGGGAGGGGGAGAGGCUGCGGCUUGCUCAAGGUGGUUGUGGCGCGCGGCCGCAGCCUCGCCGUCAGGGACUUCACCUCCAGCGACCCGUACGUCAUCGUCCGCGCCGCCGACACGACUGCAAAGACAAAAGUCAUCAACAGUUGCCUGAAUCCAGUUUGGAAUGAAGAGAUGAUAUUCUCCAUGAAAGAGCCAGUAGGAGUCAUCAAAUUUGAGGUGUUCGACUGGGACCGAUUCAAGUACGACGACAAGAUGGGGCACGCCUUCCUGGACCUGCAGCCUGUGGCAGUGGCGACGAAGCUGCGGCGAGCGCUGCGACUCACUGCAGGAGAGACCAAGCUCCGGAAGGUAGCCCCUGACGCCGAUAACUGCCUGCUCUCCGACAGCUUCGUGACGUACGCCAACGGGGAGGUCGCGCUAGAUGCCUGGCUGAGGCUGCGUGACGUCGAGUCUGGCGAGCUGUUCAUCACAGUUAAGUGGAUCGAAGCUGAAGACACGAAAUGAUCACAGCCCAGGAGACCAUUAACGAUGCAUUUUUGCUUGCAAUGCAACCGUAGAUGACAUGACGUUGGUGUAGGGGUGGUUCUCUUGUGGUGCCCUUGUGUGAUUUAUUACUGUGUUAUUUCUUCUUUCUUUGUGUGUGUGCACUGUCUGAUCUGAAUGUAAAUUUUUCCAGACAGUUCUUAACAGAACAAGUAGUGUCAAAUGUACCCGGAACGGUAUUCUGCAUCACAGCGCCUUGGAUGCAGCACACUGUUUAUGUUGAUUGAGGGGUGAGAUUAUUAAGAUCAAGGGGAAACUGAUGCAUCAGGACAGCCACCCAUAAUUUGGACA
Messenger RNA from Setaria italica (foxtail millet), 1042 nucleotides. Its product is annotated as protein C2-DOMAIN ABA-RELATED 11. The transcript is spliced from 4 exons. The record is from RefSeq and is a predicted model, not a curated record. NCBI's taxonomy places the organism in Eukaryota, Viridiplantae, Streptophyta, Magnoliopsida, Poales, Poaceae. The coding region runs from base 200 to 712 and encodes 170 amino acids.